AGUUCUUGAAGGACGUAGAGCGAAAGAUAAAGAGAAAGCCUGGCAGCUGAAGGAAGUGGCUGAUAAUAUUCCAAAGAGGCUAGCUAGGUGCUCCAGAGCGCGAGAGAGGAGAUCACAAUACAGAUCAUGCAAAGAGUAGUGACCACGUGAAUUGAUGCUAAUUAAAGCCGUAUGUCAAAGUUCCGAGACUAUGCUGACUAGAUCAUGACAUGACCAGGUUGUUUCUGGAAAUUAAUCAGCUUAAAUCUGAUAUGAAGUUGAAGUAGUUCAAGUGUUUUGUUACGGGUGAUUCAUGAGCUCGGUACACUGACUUUCAACUUGAAAAAUCGAGCUUCUUAAAAAGUGUAAUUUUCUCAAAAAAAUGAUAUUGAUAGCUUUGGAGUGGGUCGGCCCUACGGCCACUAAGGGGAAAUCUGCCUAGUUAUGUAUCUACGCUCUUGAGCACCUCAUCAUGAUAUUCCAAAGAGGUGCUCAGGAGGAGGAUCAUAGACCUGCAGCUAUAUACGGAGUGUUAUCUUCUCAUGCAAUUAAUUAUCUCUUUUAGUGCUCAGAAAAAUAAUCCGUCUUACUUUUCUGAAAAAGAAGGAGACAAAUAAUCUGAAGUUUAAAAUAUCUAUUUAGAACAGUACUGUCCCUUCUAAUCUUUGCCAGGUUCCGUUCUGUGUGUUUGAUAUAUGACAAGUGAUCCUAUGAUAUGCAUGAUGUUUAUGUAGUUAGUAUGCAGCUACGACUCUGUGCCUGUUUUUCAUUGUUUCUCUCUUCUACAAUCUCGAACUGUCAUGCAUCCUAAGUUUAAAUAUGUUACAUUUGGUGUAGGCUGGUAUCAUUCUUCUUAAACGUGCAAGAUUGUUGAAUGUUUUAUCUUUUAGGCUUCUCUCUUUUUUUCUUUUUGUUUUUUUUUUGCUUGACUCCAUAACCCCUGUAUGAUUUCUAAUUAUUCGACGCUGCCAGCAGCACAAGGAGAGAUUAAUUUUUAAGAAAGCACAAGAAUUGAAGGAAAACCAUGGCCUUCAGUGGAAAGCUUUUGCAACCUCUGCCAGUACUUGGGGUACUGAUCGUGUUGAUUUUAGUAGCAACAGUAGCAUCUAUUCCAAACUCAACCUGCAACCGUAUGUGUGGAGAAGUUGAAAUCCCGUACCCAUUUGGAACAAGCGAUGGUUGUUACCUUGACUCGACAUUUCUCAUCACUUGUAACAACACAUUCCAUCCGCCAAAACCAUCUCUGGGCUCUGAUUUGUUUGUCCAGGACAUAUCAGUAUUGGAUGGUGAACUGCGAGUCUGGAACCCCGUAGCCAGUCUUUGUAAAGUCCUCAAAAAGGGCGCAUGCGUUGAACGGAGUGUUUACUCAAAAUGCUACGCUGACCAGGAGCCUAUUAGUAUAAGUGUCAACUACAGUACUGGCAACUCUUCCUCGUUCAAGCUGUCAAAUAUUUUUCGCAUCUCAAAUAAGAGGAACAAGAUCACUGCCGUGGGUUGUGGCGUUUAUUCGUUUAUUCAAGGUUCUGUGGAACAAAAUGGCUUCACUACCGGAUGCCUAUCACUCUGUAACUCCAAUGCCAGCGAUGUGGUUAACGGGUCAUGCUCUGGUAUUGGCUGUUGUCAAACUUCUAUCCCGAAAGGAGCGACCGAAUUUGAUCUAAGUGUUCGGAGCUUGAGCGAGUACAACACGAAAACUCUUGGCAUCGGUGAAUGUGCUUACGGCUUUAUAGUGGAUGAAAAAGCAUACAACUUUUCAUCCUCAGAUUUCGAAGCGUUAAAGCAUAGAGAGACUGUACCACUGGUGCUUGAUUGGGCAGUUGGAUAUGAGACAUGCGAAGAUGCUAAGAAAAAUAAGGAUAGCUACGCAUGUAAGGCAACGCAUAGUUAUUGUUACAAUUCCAACAACGGCCCUGGGUAUCGUUGCAAUUGCUCCGAUGGUUAUAAAGGGAACCCAUACCUCCCUGGUGGACCUGACAGUUGCCAAGAUAUCAACGAGUGCAUUUCGAAACCUUGCGCUGGUAAUGCAACAUGCAACAACACUGAUGGAAAUUACAAAUGUACUUGUCUACAUGGGUUCGAAGGAGAUGGGAGGAUGCCACCCGGAAUAGGUUGCAGACCUAAAUUAGAAAGCCAAUCUAGAAUUAUUCCUAUUGCACUCGGUAUUAGCAUUGGCCUCUUAGUGCUCCUCCUGGGAAGUUCUUUGGUAUAUUGGAUACUGCAGAAAAGAAAGCUCAUUAAACUCAAAGAGAAGUGGUUCCAACAAAAUGGUGGCCUAAUGUUACAGCAAAGGCUCCCAAAUCAAAUAGGAUCCAUGGAGACAAAAGUCUUUAGCACUGAAGAACUUGAGAAGGCAACCGACAAUUACAACAAGAGUCGAGUCCUUGGCCAAGGAGGCUACGGUGUUGUUUAUAAAGGAAUUUUGUCGGAUGAUAGAGUGGUUGCGAUUAAAAAGUCAAAAAUUGGGGAUCAAAGCCAAAUUGAGCAAUUCAUAAAUGAGGUGAUUGUGCUUACUCAAAUCAACCAUAGAAAUGUGGUUAAACUAUUAGGUUGUUGUUUGGAAACAGAAGUACCCAUGCUAGUCUAUGAAUUCAUCACAAAUGGAACACUUUCUGAUCAUCUUCAUGAUAAAAGCCGAUCUUCCUUACUCUCAUGGGACAAACGCCUUAAGAUAGCAACAGAAAGUGCAGGGGCCCUUGCAUACUUACAUUUUGAAGCUUCUAUGCCAAUUAUACACCGAGAUGUAAAAACUGCAAAUAUACUUUUGGAUGAAAACCACACAGCAAAAGUAUCAGAUUUUGGAGCUUCAAGACUUGUUCCUCUUGAUCAAACACAAUUAACUACUUUGGUGCAAGGAACAUUAGGAUACUUGGACCCUGAAUACUUUCAUACUAGUCAUCUAACAGAAAAAAGUGAUGUCUAUAGUUUUGGUGUUGUAUUAGCAGAGUUACUGACUGGUAAGAAAGUGAUUUCUUUGGAUAGGCCUGAAAGUGAGAGAAAUUUGGCAACAUACUUUGUUUCUAUGGUAAAAGAUGAUCGCUUAGCAGAAGUUCUUGAUGACAACAUUCAAAAUGGAAGUCAUAUCGAAGAACUAAAGAAAGUUGCUAAUGUUGCGAAAAGAUGCCUCAGCGUUAAAGGAGAUGAUAGGCCUAGUAUGAAGGAGGUGGCGGUGGAGCUCGAUGGACUGAGAGUUCAAGGAAAGAAGGCAAGGAAAGAGGCUAAUGUCAACACAGAAGAGAGAGAGUAUUUUCUUCAUCCAUCCACACACUCUUUAAGCAUUGAUGUUGGCGUUGGCUAUUCUUCCACAAGUACCAUUGAUAGCAUGGGAAAUCAAGUACUAAAACCAACAGAUGAUGGCAGAUAAUCCAUUAGUCCUUAAGCCACAAUCAACCAGCAUCUUCCUCCAAGUCAACGGAUGAUAGUAGAUUUCGGUCUCUUUGCAUGCAGUGUUCAAGUUUUCUCAAUAUAGAUCUUUUUGUAUGUUCUCUCAUGGUUUGCUAAUUUGUAUUAUUGGGAGCUUUUGUACGUACGAGUGAGCAAGUCCAGUAUAUUGCUCAUCAAUUAGGUGUGCGCUUUGAGCUGGGCCCUUUCAUCAUGUGUGUUCUAAGUUUUUAUUUGUGAAUUAUGGGUAGAUUAAUUAAUGUAACUUAAAUAUUAGUGUUUGGUGAGAAAAGAAUUUAUACUUUCA
This is a messenger RNA of Juglans regia (Persian walnut), 3664 nucleotides long. RefSeq names its product wall-associated receptor kinase 3-like. The record is from RefSeq and is a predicted model, not a curated record. Gene Ontology annotation, biological process: protein phosphorylation; cell surface receptor signaling pathway. Bases 1004 to 3340 code for a protein of 778 amino acids. Gene Ontology annotation, molecular function: polysaccharide binding; ATP binding; calcium ion binding. The transcript is spliced from 4 exons. Gene Ontology annotation, cellular component: plasma membrane. NCBI's taxonomy places the organism in Eukaryota, Viridiplantae, Streptophyta, Magnoliopsida, Fagales, Juglandaceae.